AUGUCGGAAGCAGAGGAGAAUACAAGAGAAGAAACGGGAAAGUACGGAGAGGAUGAAGAAGGGGAGGAGAAGCCUAAUGUUACUAACGUGCAGUCGCUAGUGCAGGUGCCAGCUAAAGCUACUGUAUUUAUGGAUAGUGCUAAGCCAGCCACAUUCUACUUUCAUGUGGCGGCCGUGGCGACUAAUUUUAGACUCGUUGAAGGUGGAAUGGAAUGCAGCCAAAUCGCAUCGGCUCAAAGCCAAUGCCAUGUUUAUGCGUGCUUUGAUGCAAAAAUUUGCAGUAGCAGUAGCGGUGAGUUUGUUACGCUAUCACACGCCCUACCUCCUGCCGCAUCACUGUUGCUUGGAUGCAUGUUGCUGACAAGAAAAGAGUAG
This is a messenger RNA of Echinococcus granulosus, 375 nucleotides long. RefSeq lists its product as hypothetical. The record is from RefSeq and is a predicted model, not a curated record. The transcript has 2 exons. Lineage: Eukaryota; Metazoa; Platyhelminthes; Cestoda; Cyclophyllidea; Taeniidae. The coding region runs from base 1 to 375 and encodes 124 amino acids.